CACUAUUUUAGGGGACAUCCAUUUUAAUGGUGUCCGAAUUCAUAGUGUACAUAAUUGAGUGUACUCAUUCAAUCCCAUGAUGCAUCAUAAUAACGAGUGUACAACCGAUGCACACUCACGGCUAGCUGCUAGCGAUCUAUCGUGAUGCUCGCGCUGAAUGAAUUCCCGCGUCUUGGCAGAAGAUGGCGCCCGAAUUAAUUCCAGUGCACCGACUGUCCGAAUUUACUCACUCGUCUUCACCCGCUCCUUUAAGUGGACUACAUUAAUGAUAUAAUGUAGGGAAUAGUGAAUUAGGGUAUAUUGGGCGAUUUUGGGAACAGACCUAGUGUUGUGGGCGGUCUCCUUAUAGUGACGUCUUCAGCACGCGUCCUGUUUAUACUUUCGAUUCAGAGCCCUUUCGCGUCAAACACGUUUUAUUAAUAUGGGAACCGAUGAUUCUUUCUGUUAUCGGUUUGCGAAGUAAUUUUUGUUAGCAGGUACGUUAAUCGACCUUAUUUCUGUUUAAGUAGCUGAUGGUGUAAUGUCAAAAUUAUAUCUUCCGUGUGUCCAACGUGAAGCGAAGAAACAGACACGCAGUGUGAUAACAAGAACCAAAUGUCAAGCUGCAGUAAUGGGUCAGUCGACAAGCUAUCAAAUGCAGUCUGCUGCAGAUUUUAAAACCGGAUCAGAUGCAUGCAGAACUCUAGGUGCGGCAGUUCCUCUGGCUGUUGUGGAGGAGAUCUUACUGAAUCUGCCUGCAAAGGAUGUGGUACUGAUCUGUCGGUUGGUGUGUCGUGACUGGAAGGAGCUGGUGGACAGUGCCGCACACUGGAGAGCGCGCUGUCGGAGAGAGGGGUUCGAGCUCCGCGAUGCGUCCAGACCACCAAACGACUGGCGCCAAUUUUACUUUCUGUCAAAGAAACGACGUAACCUGCUCAAAAAUCCCAGAGCUGAAGAGAAGUUUAAUCGAUGGAAGCUGGUUGAGAAUGGUGGAGACGGCUGGAAAAUAGAAGAGAAUGUUAAAUCACUUCCAAAUGAAACAAUUGAAAAAAUGUUUGUCACCUCUUAUGGGAUGUGUCUAAAGGAACAGCUGAUUGAUUUGAAAAAAGAAGGCUACAGUCCUGCAUUUAUGGAUCACUUGCAACCUGGCAUUAAAAUAUCAGACUGGUAUGCCCCACGCAGGGAUUGUGGAAGUUUUUACCGGAUCCGCGUAGAGCUGCUUGAUCAGAAGAAUAAACCCAUCAGGACAUUUGAGCCUGACCCAGUUUAUUUUGAGCAGUGGAAUGAUCAAGAGUGGUGUCAAAUGACACAUGUCUUCAAACUUUAUGGACCUGGAGUUCGGUUUAUUCGUUUUACUCAUGGAGGGCAGGAUACAAAGUACUGGGCUGGCUGGUAUGGAAUACGGGUUAUUAACAGCAGUGUAGAGAUCUGUCCAGCUGCAGAGAGAUGAUUUUUCUAUUCUCAUUGAUAUAAAAUAUUCUGGUAUAUCUUAAAAAACACCUUAAAUAUAUAUAUAUAUAUAUACACCUUACAUCAAAUACUCACUGUAUUCAUAAUUUUUGCAUUCUCAGCAUGUAACCUUGCUAAUGACACUUUUUUUUUUUACAAAAUAAUCAACAAUGAUUAUUUUCGUUUUAUUCUCUCAGUCUUCUGAAUUGAAUGCAUGUUUUUUAUAUUUAUAACAUCAUAAAUCAUUUAAAUGUCACUAGAUCCACCAUUCAUAUAUUUAAGUGUUUGUUGAAUUCCAUCAAAAGCAAACCUUAGUGACAGUCAGCAAUAUGAAAGCCUGAGAGCAUGAUAAUAAACUAAUUUAAAAAAAUAAGGGUUAUAUCAUAAAAUAUAUAUUUUUUUACUGUUUUGUGUUGCUUAAAAUUAAAUGAACUUUGUUUUUUUGCAAUGUUUCUGUUUCUGUUCA
Messenger RNA from Triplophysa dalaica, 1894 nucleotides. RefSeq names its product F-box only protein 44-like. Gene Ontology annotation, molecular function: protein binding; ubiquitin protein ligase activity. The transcript has 6 exons. The coding region runs from base 521 to 1429 and encodes 302 amino acids. Gene Ontology annotation, biological process: glycoprotein catabolic process; SCF-dependent proteasomal ubiquitin-dependent protein catabolic process. Gene Ontology annotation, cellular component: cytoplasm; SCF ubiquitin ligase complex. The record is from RefSeq and is a predicted model, not a curated record. NCBI's taxonomy places the organism in Eukaryota, Metazoa, Chordata, Actinopteri, Cypriniformes, Nemacheilidae.